Messenger RNA from Musa acuminata subsp. malaccensis (wild Malaysian banana), 953 nucleotides. NCBI's taxonomy places the organism in Eukaryota, Viridiplantae, Streptophyta, Magnoliopsida, Zingiberales, Musaceae. The record is from RefSeq and is a predicted model, not a curated record.
GCUGUGAGAGCAAAUAUUAUUCCUUCUGAGAUUGUUGAAUGUGUCAUGGGCAGAGUUGACACUAUUAUGGCUAAAGGUACCCUUGAUUGUGGAUCGGUUUCUCAACAGUUGGCAUUUUACAUCCUUGGGAGCACACUCUUUGGGGAUGCAUUUUUGGAUUGGCCUAAAGCUAGCAUUUAUGAGAAGCUCCUUAUAACAAUUUCUAAAGAUGGUUGCUUCUGGGCCUCUUAUACAAUCCCUCCUUUCUGGAGUAGAGAAUACUGGAAGUACAAGCACAUGUGCAAGAGGUUAAAGCACUUAACCCAAGACAUUAUUCAGCAUUGUGUGGAAAAAUAUGACUUGUUAAGCAAAAUUGGUCACAGUUCUUACAAAGAUAACAAGGAUAUUGAAGAUGAAGCCAGGUUCAAUGAUUCUGUUCUGCCUGAUAAUAUGCCUUCAGGUGUUCUCCUCCAGGAAGAGAUGGCAGAGUAUCUCAAUUCCAAAGAAGAACUAUGUGGGAACAUAUUGGGCCUGAUGUUUCAUGGAUGUCUAGCUACUUCUAGCUUGAUUAGUAGCAUUCUGACAAGGCUUGCUUUACAUCCUGAAUUGCAGCAGAAGUUAUAUGCAGAGAUCCUUGCAGUUCAGGAGAAAACCUGCAAGUUGGACUCUGAUGAUGUACAAAAGAUGAAUUUACUUAUGGCUACAGUCUACGAAUCAGCUCGGUUAUUGCCAGCUGGACCUUUGCUUCAAAGAUGCUCUCUUGAACAUGAUAUUUAUCUUUGUUCUGGCGUAAAUGUACCAGCAGGAGCAAUUAUGGUUGUUCCUUUACAGUUGGUGCAGAUGGAUAGCUAUAUCAGGGGCAAGGAUGCCGGUCGUUUUAAUCCAUUGCGCUUCUUGUCGGAGGCCACAGACCAUAUAGGUACUGCUGCCAUAGCAUAAUUGGAUUUCUUUUAUGCUCCUUGUGAACUUUCUUG